Molecule: messenger RNA, 1848 nt
Organism: Trifolium pratense (red clover)
Lineage: Eukaryota; Viridiplantae; Streptophyta; Magnoliopsida; Fabales; Fabaceae
Exons: 1
Coding region: 1-1848 (615 amino acids)
Source: RefSeq, a predicted model, not a curated record
AUGUCAAGCUCGCAAACUCCAUCCCCUUCCAAAAACGACGAAACACUUCAUCCACAAACCACCAUAUCACCCUCAUACGAUUCUCUCCCUCAACAAAUCACCAUCGCCUAUCCAAUUUCAACCAUUUUUCCUGAGGAAACAACGAAGAGGAAGAAGAGUUCAGCGAAGAAGCCAACGCCAAAGAAAAGUCAAUUCACUUCGCGUGAUGCAUCUGCUUCAAAAAUGGGUAAGAAAUCAAAAUCUAAAUCUACAUCUAAAGCUGUUCAUACGAUGCGUGAACUAUAUCUUGAUAGUCCUAUUAAGUCAAAUAUGGAAAAGCCUAGGACUGCUGAGAAAUUGGGGAAACCCUCUUUGGAAAAGCCUGAUGAUAUUUUUGAUGAUAUUGGCGCUACUACUAAGGCCAAUCCUGAGUCUGAGAUGAAUUUCAGUGAGAAAUUAGUUCCAGAACAAGAUGCUGCAAAUGAUGCUACAACAUCUGCAGCACAGGUUGAUGUUAGCACCACUGUGGUUCCUGAUUCACCAAACUCUCCUGUGGUCCCUGUUAAUGAAAAAGAUACUGAAACCUCCAUCCCUGCUGAUGUCAUUACACAGGAUAAGGGUAAAAGUGCGAGUGUGCCUGAUACAAGUGAGGCAAAUGUUAUUGAUGUUGAAAGCCUCCAAUUCAAGAGUACUCCUAGGGCUGGUAUAUCUAGGAGGCUGAGAAGUAAUACAGGAAAGGAUAUAGCCACUCCUUCUGAAGCCACCAAAACUAAAAUUGGGCCUAAGAAACAGUGGAGCAAGGUCACUAUACCCUCUGGAAGUAAGAAGAAGACUGUGAAGAGAAAAACUAUCUCCUCUAGUGACUCUGACUAUGAGGAAGAUCAAGAUGCUGAAGCAUCUUCUGCAGCAUCUCCUCAGAAAUCUGCCAAGAGAAAAAGAAUGGCUCCUAAUGUCCCAUCUGUACCAAUUGAUAAUGUCUCCUUUCGUUGCGUUGAGAAUGUUGACAGGUGGAAAUUUGUGGUCAAAAGAAGAAUGGCCAUUGAAAGGAACCUAACUGAAGAAUUCUUGAAAUGUCAAGACAUUGUGAAUCUGAUAGAGGAGGCAGGGCUGAUGAAAACUGUAUCUGAGUUGGGUAAAUGCUAUGAUAAGUUGACUAGAGAAUUCUUGGUGAACAUCCCAGCUGACUGUGAUAACCCUUUAAGUCCUGAAUACUUAAAGGUGUAUGUAAGGGGAAGAUGUGUUGACUUUUCACCAGCCAUCAUCAACCAACAUCUAGGUAGAUGUGAUGUUCCUACACCUGAAUUGGAGAUAUCUAUGAAUGAGGUGUGCAAGACCAUAACUGGUGACAAAGUGAGAUUAUGGCCAAGAGCUGGAAAACUGUCUGCUGCAAAAUUAACUACAAAGUAUGCUCUGCUAAACAAAAUUGGUGCAGCCAACUGGGUCCCCACUACACACUCCAAUAGUGUAGCUACAGGUUUGGCUAAAUUCAUCUAUGCCAUAGGUACUGGUACUGUUUUUGAUUAUGGCACUCAUAUUUUUAAUGCAACAAUUCUCCAUGGCUCUUCUACUGCUGUAAAGAUGCCAAUAGCCUUUCCCACUUUGAUCUGUGAUAUUAUUUUGUCCCAACAUCCUGACAUCUGCACUAAGUCUGAUGUGCCUGUCUCUAGACCCUCAGCGUUGACCAUGGACUUUAGACUGUUGGAAGGUAAACAUGCUGCAGACAUUGCUGUAGCAUCCUUGAAGACACCAGCUGCAGGUAUGACCAAGAGACAGAUGAUUGCUAAUCUCAGGGAGGUUAGUAAAAUGCUAGGUGAGAAGAAGGAGCCGGUAGAUGGUGUAAUCCUAGCCUUGGAGCUUGAGCAGUCAUAG